Molecule: messenger RNA, 2042 nt
Organism: Toxorhynchites rutilus septentrionalis
Lineage: Eukaryota; Metazoa; Arthropoda; Insecta; Diptera; Culicidae
Exons: 6
Coding region: 815-1600 (261 amino acids)
Source: RefSeq, a predicted model, not a curated record
CAAGGCCGCUCAUUCCCGAGUGAACAAGCGUGGCGACAGGUAUCGUUCGAACGGUGGAACGAGCACGUAAUCAGAUUGUCUUAUCAAAUCGAACACCCUUAUCACCUGAUUGAUGCAACUGAUUGCGGAGCAAUCGAUAUGUGUAACAUGUGGUUUGUGAUACCAUCGAAGUUUUAUUUUUAAGCUAAGUCGCCGGGAAUGGUAGCAAAAAUCAUAAGCUGGUGACCGCGUUGUUUGUGGGACACAUUCUUCAAACAUUACGUUUCGAAUUUCACUGAUUCGAGACAAGAGAAAUGGAAAACCUACGCGCGGCUUAUAAUUCCACCGCGACUUGUGGAUUAUGCGCAGCCCAUUAACGGUGUAGUGUUCAAGUUCAAGUGUAUGAAUUGAUGAAGUGGGCAAAACAUGUAGCUCAUUCCAGGCUUCCAAGUCGUAGCUGCCGUAGAACAUGAAGUGUCGCGAAUGUGUAGUACCGUUAUGACUAAUAAUUGAUAUCCAUCAGUGCAAACGAACGGACAGACGGUCGGGUCACUUCGAAUACUGUGCCACCGAUGGUGGGCUGCUAAAAUUAGUGUUUGCCUCGAUGACGACUGAAAUACAUGUGCGAAUUGUGGAGUCACAACAUUUCGAUCGGUGAACGUGUGAAGAUGCUAAAAUCUUGAACGGAACUGAAAACAGAGUCGAAACGGAACUUUGUUGGGUCGAAACAUUAUUAACAAAUUGUGAAAUAGCAGAUGCGCGUUAGUAUUGUUCUGAAUCGGAUUCAGCAUCGAGAACAACAGGAUCCGCGAAUACGUAAUCGAUUGUAGCAGAGAUGAAGGUCAAUUUGUUUAUGAUAUUACCGACUUUAGUCAUCAUUGUGAGCAGAUCCGAAUGCACACGGGGCAACCCUGUCAAUGAAGGUGAAACGCCAAAUCAUGUAACCCUAACGGACCACACGAGUGUUGAAUCUGGUCAUCAGACGCUGUCAUCCGCCCUACCAUUGCUUAUCUUCCCCAAAGACAGCAACGUGUACAAAAUUGUGCAAAAUGAAACCGCACUCAGGAUCCUGCAGGCGCGUUCGGGAAGUAAUGUGACCCCACCAACGGCGGAAAAGUCUGCUGAGGGUCAGAUCGUGCCCACGGUGCACGGCGCCAACGAUGCAUCGAACGGGGCUGGGACCCACAACGGUGGUAUCCCCUCGUCCUCUAUCAGCUAUGACGAGAAGGAAGUGACAGACGAUUACAGCGACGAGAAAGAUGAUGACGAUGAUGUGGAUGAUGAUGAUGAUGAUGAUGACGGGGAGGAGGACGACAGCAUCAAUAACGAUGCAGAAAGUAUCCAGCCGGAGGAUCGGGACAAGGAGGACGGACUCGAGGAGCAAUUUAGAAAUAGCAACGACGACGAUAAGCACUUCCCGCUGGUGCUGGACAACACGGUGAUAGAGGUAUCGGCAAUGCGCCAGGAGCACCUGUGGAUAAUUAUGGUAGGGGUCGUGUUCGCGCUAUCCCUAACAGCGUACGUUGCAAUGGUGAUCUACCGGAACGGAUUGGAAAAACGCUAUGGUAUGCGCCAGCGCCUGGUCACGGAGGACGAUUACUACACCAACAACGACAUAUAAAAACCACGAAAUGUUGCCGCUAGAACGCAAGGGCCACGAUCAGAGCACUCAAAUAAAUUACCGACAUAUAUGAUCUAGUAACAUCAUUGUGGAUAGCAUCUCAGCUUUCGUUUAUGAUAGAAUUCGAGUUGAACAGUAGCAAACUAUUCAGCGACAAGUGCCAUUAGUGUUGAUAAAUUUUACUAUACAGCAAAAGUUAUAUGUAUAAGAUAGAUGAAACUAUUAUCCACAAUUCAAAAACAACGAAAAGCAAAUACAAAAUAUUGAUGAAGAUAGUUUUUUUUUGGAUGAUGAACAAAUUGGAGUAGUAAACCCGUAAACGUUUGCAACGUACGCUAAUAGAAGUGCUAAUGUGGUAUUUGACCUAGAACAGGUUUUUGUUGAUUAUAAAGAAGUAAUGAUAACUGUGAUAUUAAGUGAUUAUUAAAUAAUAAUCAUUGUC